Messenger RNA from Piliocolobus tephrosceles (Ugandan red Colobus), 1685 nucleotides. It is a transcript of the gene RASSF7, whose product is annotated as Ras association domain family member 7. The transcript is spliced from 5 exons. Gene Ontology annotation, biological process: signal transduction. Bases 105 to 1304 code for a protein of 399 amino acids. NCBI's taxonomy places the organism in Eukaryota, Metazoa, Chordata, Mammalia, Primates, Cercopithecidae. The record is from RefSeq and is a predicted model, not a curated record.
CGGGCCAAUGGGGGCGCGGGUCCGGGGCGCGCCGCGGCGCUGGGGGCGGCAGGUUGCGGCGGCGCCCGAGCGGGUACGGAGGCUGGCGAGCGCCCAGAACAGGGAUGUUGUUGGGGCUGGCGGCCAUGGAGCUGAAGGUGUGGGUGGAUGGCAUCCAGCGUGUGGUCUGUGGGGUCUCGGAGCAGACCACCUGCCAGGAAGUGGUCAUCGCACUAGCCCAAGCAAUAGGCCAGACUGGCCGCUUUGUGCUCGUGCAGCGGCUUAGGGAGAAGGAGCGGCAGCUGCUGCCAGAGGAGUGUCCAGUGGGCGCCCAGGCCACCUGCGGACAGUUCGCCAGUGAUGUCCAGUUUGUCCUGAGGCGCACAGGGCCCAGCCUGGCUGGAAGGCCCUCCUCAGACAACUGUCCACCCCCGGAACGCUGCCCAAUUCGUGCCAGCCUCCCUGCAAAGCCACGGGCAGCGCUGGGCUGUGAACCCCGCAAAACACUGACCCCGGGGCCAGCCCCCAGCCUCUCACCCCCGGGGCCUGUGGCCCCUGUGACACUCACACCAGGUUGCUGCACAGACCUGCGGGGCCUGGAGCUCAGGGUGCAGAGGAAUGCUGAGGAGCUGGGCCACGAGGCCUUCUGGGAACAGGAACUGCGUCGGGAGCAAGCCCGGGAGCGAGAGGGACAGGCACGCCUGCAGGCGCUAAGUGCGGCCACUGCUGAGCAUGCCGCCCGGCUGCAGGCCCUGGAUGCUCAGGCCCGUGCCCUGGAGGCUGAGCUGCAGCUGGCAGCAGAGGCCCCUGGGCCCCCCUCACCUAUGGCAUCUGCCACUGAGCGCCUGCGCCAGGACCUGGCUGUUCAGGAGCGGCAGAGUGCGGAGGUGCAGGGCAGCCUGGCUCUGGUGAGCCGGGCCCUGGAGGCUGCAGAGCGAGCCCUGCAGGCGCAGGCUCAGGAGCUGGAGGAGCUGAACCGGGAACUCCGUCAGUGCAACCUGCAGCAGUUCAUCCAGCAGACUGGGGCUGCGCUGCCACCGCCCCCACGGCCUGACAGGGGCCCUCCUGGCACUCAGGGCCCUCUGCCUCCAGCCAGAGAGGAGUCCCUCCUGGGCACCCCCCCGAGUCCCAUGCUGGUGCCCAGCCUAGGUCCCGAGGGUAUGUCUGCGCUCCACCUCCCCCUGGGGCACCAGGCCCUCCUGUGGCCACAGCCACCUCAGCCUGUGUCCUCCCGCAGUGGCCCCCAUGAAGCAGAACUCCUGGAGGUAGCAGCAGCUCCUGCCCCCGAGUGGUGUCCUCUGGCAGCCCAACCCCCGCCUCUGUGACAGCCUAGUGAGGGCUUCGAGACCAGCCUGCCUGGACUACAGAAGGAGAGCUGGCGGUCACAGAGGGCUCCUCCACCACACAAUGGGAAGCCCUGGGUGUGGCCUCAGGAGCUGGGGGUGCAGUGGGGGACUGCCCUAGUCCUUGCCAGGUCUGCCAGCACCCUGGAAAAGCAUGGGGCGUAGCCAGCUCAGACCUUGCCAGGCCCCGAAGGCCAUGACUGCCUGUUGGGGACAGGAGAUGCAUGGACAGUGUGCUUAAGCUGUGAGCAUGUGUUUGCCUAUGGGAGGGGUCUUUCACUGUGUGCACACGGCAAAAGCACGUGUGUGCCACUUCCCCUACCCCAACGUGAAAACCUCAAUAAACUGCCAGAAGCGGCUUGA